Molecule: messenger RNA, 1473 nt
Organism: Canis lupus familiaris (dog)
Lineage: Eukaryota; Metazoa; Chordata; Mammalia; Carnivora; Canidae
Gene: ONECUT3
Product: one cut homeobox 3
Exons: 2
Coding region: 1-1473 (490 amino acids)
Biological process (GO): regulation of transcription by RNA polymerase II
Cellular component (GO): nucleus
Molecular function (GO): RNA polymerase II cis-regulatory region sequence-specific DNA binding; DNA-binding transcription factor activity, RNA polymerase II-specific
Source: RefSeq, a predicted model, not a curated record
AUGGAGCUGAGCCUGGAGAGCCUGGGGGGCCUGCACGGCGUGGCCCACGCGCAGGCGGGCGAGCUGCUGAGCCCGGGCCACGCGCGCUCGGCGGCGGCGCAGCACCGCGGCCUGGUGGCGCCCGGGCGCCCGGGCCUGGUGGCCGGCAUGGCGAGCCUGCUGGACGGCGGGGGCGGCGGCGGGGGCGCCGGGGGCGCGGGCGGCGCGGGCGGCGCGAGCGGCGGCGCCGACUUCCGCGGGGAGCUGGCGGGCCCGCUGCACCCCGCCAUGGGCAUGGCCUGCGAGGCGCCCGGCCUGGGCGGCACCUACACGACGCUCACGCCCCUGCAGCACCUGCCGCCGCUCGCGGCCGUGGCCGACAAGUUCCACCAGCACGCGGCGGCCGCGGCGGUGGCCGGGGCGCACGGCGGCCACCCGCACGCACACCCGCACCCCGCGGCCGCGCCGCCCCCGCCGCCCCCGCCGCAGCGCCUGGCGGCCAGCGUGAGCGGCAGCUUCACCCUCAUGCGCGACGAGCGCGCGGCGCUGGCCUCCGUGGGCCACCUCUACGGGCCCUACGGCAAGGAGCUGCCCGCCAUGGGGUCGCCGCUGUCGCCCCUGCCCAACGCGCUGCCGCCCGCGCUGCACGGCGCCCCGCAGCCCCCGCCGCCGCCGCCGCCGCCGCCCCUGGCCGCCUACGGCGCGCCGGGCCACCUGGCCGGGGACAAGCUGCUGCCGCCCGCCGCCUUCGAGCCGCACGCCGCGCUGCUGGGGCGCGCCGAGGACGCGCUGGCUCGCGGGCUGCCCGGAGGCGGCGGCGGCGGCGGCGGCGGCGCGGGCGGCGGGGGCACCGCGGGGCUGCUGGCGCCGCUGGGCGGGCUGGCGGCCGCCGGGGCGCACGGGUCCCACGCGGGCGGCGGCGGCCCGGGCGCGGGCGGCGGCGGCCCCGGGGCGGGCGCGGCGGCCGAGGAGAUCAACACCAAGGAGGUGGCGCAGCGCAUCACCGCGGAGCUGAAGCGCUACAGCAUCCCGCAGGCCAUCUUCGCGCAGCGCAUCCUGUGCCGCUCGCAGGGCACGCUCUCCGACCUGCUGCGCAACCCCAAGCCCUGGAGCAAGCUCAAGUCGGGCCGGGAGACCUUCCGCAGGAUGUGGAAGUGGCUGCAGGAGCCCGAGUUCCAGCGCAUGUCGGCGCUGCGCCUGGCAGCCUGCAAGCGCAAGGAGCAGGAGCAGCAGAAGGAGCGCGCGCUGCAGCCCAAGAAGCAGCGCCUGGUGUUCACCGACCUGCAGCGGCGCACGCUCAUCGCCAUCUUCAAGGAGAACAAGCGGCCGUCCAAGGAGAUGCAGGUCACCAUCUCGCAGCAGCUCGGCCUGGAGCUCAACACCGUCAGCAACUUCUUCAUGAACGCGCGGCGCCGCUGCAUGAACCGCUGGGCCGAGGAGCCGGGCGCCGCGCCCCCGGGCCCCGCCGGCAGCGCCGCCUUCUCCAAGGCCUGA